AUGCAAACUUUUAUGCCUUUCCAUCGCAUAUUGAGCAAUACAGCCUCACCACAUCCAAGUCUCUCAAACAGCAAAGGAACCUGGUAUCAAAGUAAACAACCAAAGCGGCGGUCAGGCAUACUGACUGCCGCCUCUGAGCAAUCUCACCACACACACAGCCCUUGCCACCCCCAAAUUUCCUCGUUCAAACCACUUUGGCCAUGUCGAUCUAACGGCAUCGACUCACCGCAACAACUGAGGUGGCAGUCAGUGCAACUGACCGCCACCUCUGACCCCACACACAGCUCUUCUCUGCCCUCCCCAUUCUCAAAUCACCUUGUUUCAAUCACUUCGACCAUUUUGGACAUCAACACAUGA
Laccaria bicolor S238N-H82 is the source of this 357-nucleotide messenger RNA. RefSeq lists its product as uncharacterized. The transcript has 3 exons. The record is from RefSeq and is a predicted model, not a curated record. Lineage: Eukaryota; Fungi; Basidiomycota; Agaricomycetes; Agaricales; Hydnangiaceae. The coding region runs from base 1 to 357 and encodes 118 amino acids.